UUCACACAUCUGAAAGUAUGUUAGUAAUAAUUAUAUGUAGAACAAUAUAAUCAUUAUCAUCCUAAGUCAAUUGCAAAUUUUGAUUAGUAGUCAUUGUGAGUCAAGUCAACUACUAAUUUAUCUACUGAUUACCCAAAUUUGUGUGUAUGUCAAUGCAUAAGUGUGUGUGUGUGUGCAUGUGUAUGUGUUUACAAACCAACAACAAGUAACCAGGUUAAUGAUAAAUACUGACUGGAUGAUUUCUAAUUCAUUUGUGAUUAGAUAAAUCAAAAGAAAAAAAUUUUUUUUACUUAAAAGCAAAUAACAUGAAUCCUUUCGGAGUUUAAAAAAAAAUUUAUGCCUCACUUUUAAGUACUACUUAAUACAACAUUGAAUAAGUAGAAAAUGUCUAAUUCAAGAAUAACAUGACAACUUUUGUUUUGUUUUGUUUUUAACAAAAAUUCUCUAUAAAUACCCUUUCUAACUUUGGAUAUCUAGAUUCCUGGGUUAAAAUGAAACUGAACCAGAUCAAGUUUAUCCAUCUUUCUGAAAUAACGCUUUCUAAUCCAUACAAAACACUUACAUAGUUCAUAUUCAUUAUUCAAUAAUUACUUAUUAUAUAUAUAUAUUAUUUUCAAUGUCUACAAUAGUUCAUUCAAUCUUCUUAGCAUGUAUCAUAAUACAUUACUUUAUAAUAACAGCUGAAAAAGGUUACCAUGAUGAAAGUGGAACAAAUAGUAACCAUAAUAAGAAUGUAUAUAAUAUUAAUGAUGAUAAUAAUAAUAAAUGUAUUAUUAUAGAAGAAAUCCUCAUUAGUACAUUUGUAUGUGAUUUAAUGUUCCUCUAUGAAAAUUAUACACCGAAAAAUACAUCAAAGAAUUUACUUACAUUAAAUAUAUUAAAUGAAAAUCAAAAAUUUCAAAUUAUUGAUAAUCAUAAAUUAGUAACUAGAGGACGUAUUGAUCGGGAACAAUAUGUUUUUGAAAAAUUAUGCCAAAAUAUUAAAAAAAAUAAUAAUAUAAUGAUCAAUUUUGAUGAGGAUUAUUCAUUAUUAAAUGAAGAUCUUACUGAUGAUCCAUCACAAAUCGACUGUACAAUUAUCCUAGAAUUUGCAUUAAUCAGUCAAAAUCGUACAUUUAAACCAAUUUUAAUCAAUAUUCCUGUAAAUAUUCAAGAUAUCAACGAUAAUAUACCACGUUUUGAUCAAUAUACAAGUGGAUUGAAACUUGAAAUAAGUGAAGAUGUAUCAACGGUUGAUCAGUAUUCUUUGUCAUCUAUGUUAUCAUCAUUAUCACCACCACUAUCAUCAGUGCCACCAUAUUGGAUGACAUAUUUGACUACUAAAAGUUCCUUAAUUCACAGUAGCGGUAGUAGUAGUGGUAAAAAGCGUGAAAUUGCUAUUUUACCCUUGGCAAAAGAUUUCGAUUAUGGAUUAAAUGGUACUGUAGCUUAUAAAUUAGAGGGUCCGGAUGCUGAAUAUUUCGAAUUAUUAAAUCAUACAACAGAUUCACGAAUUUCCAACUCAUUUGAUUCUAAAUCUAAAAACAUUAAAUCCUUACAUCUUAUAAGUCGUUUCACUUUAGAUCGUGAACGUAAAUCCGAGUAUCGAUUAAUCCUUUUAGCUUAUGAUCAAUCUGAACAGUCUAAAUUACGUAAUACAGCUCAAUUACCAAUUAGCAUUUAUAUUAAAGAAGUGAAUGAAUAUACACCAACAUUUGAUUUCGGUAUUAAUAUUACUAAUCAACAAGGUAAUACUAUUCGACAACAACUAUUGAAUACUGAUCACACAUUUAUUGGACAUUCUAGUCGAUUUCAUCCACAAGUACAAAUUAAAUCAUUUUCAUAUGAUUCCAAAUCAAUCGCAGGUGAACAACAAAACCAAGACCGGGUCGAAAAUAAUAAUCACAUUAAACUAGCAGAUUCCAAUUACUUAGUUCUUGGAUUACCUGAAGAUAUCAAUGUUGGGAGUCGAAUCUAUCGUGUACAAGCAAUUGAUUUCGAUUCAAUUGAUUUCUCUACGAUUAAUAAUCCAUAUCAAUCUUAUCAAUCAACACAUCCUAGAAUUACUGUACAUUAUUUUAUUGCACAAGAAACUGAUCUCGGGGUCAAACAUUAUUUCCGUUUAGGGAAAGAAGAUGGUUGGAUAAUAUUGAUACAACGAUUAGAUUAUGAAUCUGGUCCACGUAAUUAUAUAUUGCCUAUUGUGGCAAUUGACUUUGGACGUCCACAAUUGAGUAGCACACUAACGCUUACUAUCCAAGUAUUAGAUGUGAAUGAUGAAGCUCCGAGUAUUACUAUACGUGGUAUUGAAUCGACUAAUAUAAAUUAUAAUAAUUAUCAACGUACAAUUGGACAUUCAACAUUGGACAGUUUUAAUCCUACUCAUUUUCAACUAUUAGCUGUAAGAGAAAAUUCUCCUAUUGGCACUUUUAUUGCAAAGGUGUCCGCUAGAGAUCGAGAUACAGGAAUUUCAGGAGAAGUGGAAUGCUACUUAAGUGAAGCAGAUACCUUUGGUCGAAGAAUUCAGGAAUCUGGUAAUUCACUUGAAUCGGAAUACUUGAAAGGUCUUCAAAAUUUUGAGUUACAUCACGUUGAAGAUGAUUCAAUUCAUUCAGCCACUAUAUCAAACAACAUUGAACCAACAGUAUCAUCCAGUUAUAUUCAACAUACACAAUCCAAUGUAUUAGGACGGCAUGAUACUGAGUACAUACUUAUGACAAAGACAACUUUAGAUAGAGAAGUUAAAAAUUCCUAUUCUAUUUAUCUUACAUGUCAUGAUCAUGCUGAAAAAAAAUCCGACUCGAGUUACCCUUUACAAACCAAUAAUAAUAUGCCUUCAUCAACUUCAACAAAACGUCUUUCUUCAACAAAAUUACUAAAAGUUAAUAUUUUAGAUGAAAAUGACAACGGGCCACAAUUUGAUCGUUUACAUUAUGAAGUGAAAAUCUUAGAAAAUUCUAUUGAAAAUACCGAAUUAAUUAAAUUAAAUGCUAUUGAUAAAGACGAAGAAAGUCAUAUUACCUAUCGAUUUGCCCAAGUCACUGAUCCAUUUAUACAAAACUAUACAGAUUUAAAUUUAAGCACAAUUUACGCACAUUUUAAAAUUGAUUCAAGAUCUGGUAAAAUUAAAACAACUAACGUACCAUUAGAUAGAGAAGUUAAAGAUUCAAUGAUAAUACCUGUUAUAGCUUAUGAUGAUGAAUUUCCAAGUAGAACAUCACAUGCAUGGAUACAUGUGGGAAUAGAAGAUGUGAAUGAUAAUAUACCAAAAUUAACAGGAAAUACAACCUUCUGGAUAGAUGAGGAAGAUACAACUAUGGAACAUUUGAUUAAUAAUGGUAACCAUAAUAGAAGUAGCAGUAGUAGUAGUACUAGAACUUCAAGUACAAGACAAUAUCAUUCAACAAAUCAUCAUAUUUUUAUUGGACGUUUAAAUGGUGAAGAUUAUGAUAUCGGUGAAAAUGGUAAAAUCAUCUUUAAAUUAGGCUAUGAAAAUCAGUUUAGUAUUAAUAAUCCAAAAUGGUUUUUACGUUCAGAUGGUAAUCUAUUUGUUCAAUCAACUAAAAUAUAUAAUGAUAGAAAUAUUGAUAAUCAUUAUUUAGAUCGUGAAAAAAUACCUUUUUAUGAAAUACCAAUUAUAAUUAGUGAUUUAGGUAAAAAUCCUACAUUAUCAUCAACAGUAACAAUUACAAUCAAUUUAAGAGAUAUUAAUGAUAAUUCACCAAAAUUUUUAAAACCUUCAUAUGAUAAUCUAAAUUUGAAUAUGAGUAGUAUUAGUAGUAGUAGUCAUGAUAAUAGUCGAUCAACUUUAACUUAUUCCAAUUUAAAAUUAUUAAAUAUACCAAGUGAACGAAUUAAUCUAUUCAAUAUAGAUAGUAUAAAUCCUGGUACAUUAAUUUAUACAGUUCAUGCAAUUGAUUUAGAUGAUGGAGAUAAUGGGAAAAUUAUUUAUAAACUUGAAACUUAUGAAGGUUAUUGGCAAUUAUCAUAUCAAUCAUAUCAAUUAUUAAAUAAUAAUGAUAAUAAUAAUAAAUCAAUAAAUGAUUAUUUUAUUAUUGAUCCAAUUUCUGGUGAAAUACGUAUCAAUAAAUUAAUCACUAUGGAGAAUUUACAAAAAAUACCAAAAAGUUUAAUUAUUUUUGCAGAAGAUUGUGGUAUACCAUCUAGAAAAAAUUAUGCAUUAUUAUAUAUUGAUUUUAUUAAUGAAAAAGAAAAUAAACAAUUGGUUAGCAACAAGAAUUUUAAUCAUUUUGAUAAUUCUUUAUUAAAAAUCAAUAAUAAAAAUAUAAAAACUAAUUUAGAUACUAUUAAUCAUUUAAUGAAUUCAACUGAUUUUAAUCAAUAUUAUAAAAAACAAUAUAUGGGAUCAUAUUUAAACAGUAAUACCAAAAUCAAUAAUAAUAAUGCACAAUUAAAAUUAUUAGAUAUUGAUCAACAAAAAAUGAAUUAUCAUUCAAAUUCAUUAUCUAAAUCAAAAAUGAAAUAUACUCAAUCAACGAAUACCAAAUUAUCAUUGUCAUCAUCAUCAUCAUCACCAUUUCAACUACAGAAUAGUCAAAAUAAUAAUAAUUUGGAAAGAUUAAUACCAGAUUAUCAAAAUUCUAUAAAUACUGAUCAAAUGGAGAUAAUUAAUCCAUAUCAAAAUAGUACUGAAUUAAUUACUGGUUUAGGUAUUGGAUUAGUAAUUAUUAUUUUAGUUUGUUUAUUAUUAUUGAUAACUUAUGCAUUACAUGGAGUACAAACUAUUCGUUUAGGUAGAAAUGGAUUUAACAUUGAUCGGAAUAAACUUCAUAAUAAUACUGUGAAACAAUAUCAAUAUAAAACUGAUAAAAGCAACAUUAACAAUCAUAACACAAACAAUCAAAUCGACAAGAAAACCGGUGAUCAUACCAGUAAAUGGAAACAAUUCUGUAAUGUUAUACGAUUGGUCAUCAACCGUAAUCGUCCGUUGAAUAAUGGAACAAUGUCAAAAAGUAUUGAAACCGUGAACUCUUCAAAAUCAUAUACAUUAAAUCAAGAUAAAGAUAAUUCAUAUAAUGUACUCGGUAUGACAAUGGAUAUACCAUUUUCUAGUGAUUGGGAAAGUGUUCAUAGUGAAUUUAAUCUAACCAAUCCAACUCAAAAACAGAUUAGUAAUGAUAAAAAGCUUAAUUAUGCUAACAAAACUAUAAAUCAUCAAUGUAUCUAUCCACAAAUAAGCACAUUUAUACCUGUAAUGAAUUCUGUCGAAAUGGAUACAAAAUGUAAACAUGAAACUUGUGGAAUUUCACCUAAUGAUACCACUAAUACCGUUGUUAAUACAACUACUACCAAACAUAAUCAACUUUUACAAACAGAUAUUUCACAAGAUGAACCACAAGCAGAAUUACAUAAUAGUAAUGACAAUAAUAAUGAUAAUAAUAAUAAUGAGUCUAACACUAAUCGUUAUCCACGUAUUUAUACUAUUUGUACAAACGGUAUUUUACCAACAUCAGAUUAUAUGACAUUAAAUCUUCCAGAUAAUUAUGGUCAUUAUGUUAAACAUUUGAUGCCAACAAAUUGUCAUUUCUUAACAAAUAAUAUAGACUUUCAUAGAUCCAAUAUAACUGUACCAAAAGUUCCAUUUCCGCAUAAUGAUGAUACUUAUCCUCAUCAUCAUAAUUAUCAUCAUCAAAAUCAUGAGUCGUUAAUAAAUGCAUCAAGUGAAUUACAUGCUCAGUCUCUUCUUCUUACUCCAACUCCUAUAUUCCAUUCUUCUUCUUCUUCUCUGAAUUGUUGUACUUCACCAGGACAAUAUUGUCGAAUAUCUUCUACAAUAAAUAGUAGUUGUAAGUCACCAAAUGCAUUAAAAUGUUGUACAAAACAACAUGCUUUAAUAAAUUUACCAACGGAUAAAAAUCAAAGCAAUAUUCUAAAAAGUACAGGACAAAUAAAUAAGAUAGUAAAUGGUAUAAACCAACAGAAUAAUAAUAAUCAUGAUUAUAUUCCUGAAGAUUGUUUCAAAGCUAAUUCCUUGAAAUCGGGUAGUUUUGUAUAACAACAAUAAUAAUAGUUACUAUCCCUAUUAUUAUUACCUUAUCACACAGUUUCUUUUCUGUGAACAUAUUCACUAUUGUUUUUCAUCGUUUUGAUCUGUUCAAUCAGAUUCAUUGAGUUGAGUCCGUUAAAGAAAAGAGAAAAACACAGAAAGAUGAAACAAUUUGAAAAAAAAAUGAAUGAAAUCAAAAUCACCCACCUGAGCUACAAAUCUUUCUCACCAUUAAUAAACUAUAUUCAGUUUGAAAAAACACAAAAAGAUGAAACGAUUAAAUUUUAAUAUUCAAUGUUUUAACAGGGUUGUUUUUUUUUAUUGUUUUAUUUGAUUUACCUUCUUGUCUUUAUCCUUUGUGAAGUACAAAACAACAUUUGUUCUUUUAAAAUACUUUCCUCAUUCUCUUUAAUAUAAUAAUGAUGAUAAUCUGAUAUAUUUUCAAUUUCAAAUGGAAAUGUGUUUGUCGGUUUGUUCGCUUUUUCUUUCAUGACAUUCAUAAUGUUGUUAUUAUUUAAAUAGUAAAAUGUUGAAAUAGGUUACAUUGUAAAUGUGAUUUACAGAAAUAAUAUGAAUAUUAUAAUCCCUUCUUUUGUA
Schistosoma rodhaini is the source of this 6583-nucleotide messenger RNA. NCBI's taxonomy places the organism in Eukaryota, Metazoa, Platyhelminthes, Trematoda, Strigeidida, Schistosomatidae. The record is from the annotation of a GenBank genome assembly.